This is a messenger RNA of Chironomus riparius, 543 nucleotides long. The record is from the annotation of a GenBank genome assembly. Lineage: Eukaryota; Metazoa; Arthropoda; Insecta; Diptera; Chironomidae.
GGAUUCAGUCGUUCAAGACAAUUUAGCAAGUGAUCUUAUUUCUCCUAAACAGAUUUUUUUUUCAAAAAUGAGGUAUAUUCAGUGCAUUUUCAUUACUGUCGCAUUUUCAUGUGUGUCGGCAAGUGUCUUUGACAGGAAGGAUUUGCCCUUAAUUGUUGGCAACGUACAGAACAAGAUGAGUGUUUUAACAAAUGCUAAUGGCUUAGCUACUGCUCAAAUAGCCACAAAUGCAGGAAUUCUAGCAAAUAUUCAAACACAACUCAACCAAGUUAUAACAACCAACACAGCAACAAAAGCAACAAACGACGCAAACAAUACGAAACUUACUUCAUUGGUAAUUUCCUUAUCAUCAUUCCAUGCUGCAAUGGGAGCUACUUUAAAUGCAAAUGGUUUAGCUGGUGUCGGUGCGGCCUAUCAAACACUUGCAGCUGCUAUUCAAGCUAUUUAAAAAAUCAACUUAAUUUUGUGUGGAUUCUUGUCCGAAAGUCUGUGUAUUUAUUGAAAUAUUAAAUUAAAAUUGAGGAACUUUAAUAAAAAGAUAUU